This is a messenger RNA of Mesorhabditis spiculigera, 243 nucleotides long. Lineage: Eukaryota; Metazoa; Nematoda; Chromadorea; Rhabditida; Rhabditidae. The record is from the annotation of a GenBank genome assembly.
AUGACAUUGGAGACGGCGAUAAAUACUCCACGAGUUUGGGCUCAGUUGUACGGUGAUGCUCGUUUUGAAAUUGAUCUGCCAUUUAAGCUGAUUGAUGCGAUAAAAGCGCGAGGUCAUGUAGAUUUGCAACCGAUCCGAACAUUGGCUGCUGUCCAUGGAAUUUCCAGGGUUACGGAAAAUAGUGGAAUUCAGCUUUCGGCAAUAUGCGAUCAACGUGCCGAAAAUUGCUAUAGUGAUGGUUUG